AGACAGACGUAUGCGGAAACUAGGUUGUAAACAAAAACCGACACUACACUCACUACAUUCAUCUCCUGUGCCAAAAGAUUACAUUUUCGAAACAUAGUCAUAUUUUUGCAGAACGCAGCUCGUUGAAGAUGUUUGGCAGCGGUUGAUGCGGGCGCCAGGUCAUUCCUGUAAGAAGACGUAUUUUGGAGUUGUGGGCCCGCAGAGACGACUAUAGCAAACAUGUCUCGGAAGCAGACGGCAAAACCUGGACGCGGCAACAAGAGGAGUGAACUGGAACGCAAGAAGGACGAACGGGCGGCGCGCAGGGCCAUCGUGAAGGACCGCAGGAACCGGCCUCAGGAUGGCGAUGAAGCGGCGGAGUUUGUCAGUUUCUCCAAUCAGCUGCAGGCCCUGGGGCUCCGGCUGAGAGAAGUCCCCGGAGAUGGGAACUGCCUGUUCAGAGCGCUCGGCGACCAGUUAGAGGGUCACUCCCGGGGUCACCUGCGGCUCCGGCAGGACACCGUCCAGUUUAUGACGUCCCAUCGACAAGACUUUGAACCCUUUGUUGAGGACGACGUUCCCUUUUCACAACACUUGUCCAACCUCUCUCAGCCCGGGACCUUCGCUGGAAACGAUGCUAUUGUGGCUUUUGCUCGCAGUCAACAGGUGAAAGUGGUCAUCCAUCAGCUCAACACGGCACUGUGGGAGAUAAAUGGCGCAGAGAAAGAGGUAUGCAGAGAGCUGCACAUCGCUUACCGCUACGGAGACCAUUAUGACAGCGUGAGGCAGACUGGGGACAACGCUGAGAGUCCUGCUCAGCUCCGCCUAGAGAAUCUUCAGAAUUCACAAGCCCGGCAGCGUGAGUUUGGGGUCGGCCAAUGGGACGUAAGGAAAAACCCUUCACCCACCGCCUCGGAGGAGGACAACGUGAUCCUGAGCUCCAUCAGGAAUCGAGGAAUCCACGUUGACGAGGAGAACCUGCUGCAGCUGAGCGCGGCGACCAUCAACGCGGAAUGGCUCGUCGGCGCCGUGCUCUGCCAGUCCUGCCAGGGCCAGAGCGCCUCCGGAUUCUGCUCAGCCUGCCAAGCUUCAGCCACGGAGUGCACAGAGCCCAAACCGCCAGCAGAGGGCAGCAACGAACACACGCCAAAGUCCCAUCCUCACUCUCAGGUAUCGAACAAGCAGAGGAAAGAGCAGCAGCGGCAGGAGAAGAAGAAGCGUCAGGAGGACAGGCAUCGGCAGAAGUUUCUCCAGACUAAAGGGAGCCAGGACCAGAACCAACCAGAGGCUGUUACUUUAGUACCAGCUCUCAACACUCUCAGCAUAUAGACCGGGGCGUGGCCAAAACCACCUACUGUUACUCCAGCUACCGGUGGCUGGCGCUGUUUUUGCACAUCUUUAAAAAAAAAAGUCAUUGGGUCACAGCGGAUGACUUUUCCUCAAGAGAACCCUAUAGUUUCGGUGCCUGCAAACUUGCGUGUGUGUGUGUGUGUGUGUGUGUGUGUGUGUGUGUGUGAGAGAGAGAUAGAGAGAGAGUUGCAAAAGACAGUGAAAGGGCACGACCUUCAGUGUUUUGACCGUGUUUUGGCCUUUCCCAUUUUUCUAUGCCGGACAUCUCGCUUGAAAUCACAACGGCGUGGGCAAUCUCGUGCAGCUGGGUUCGCAAAGAAUGACGUAUGAUCAAUGAUUUGUUACGCACACUGUGGAAGGAAUGUGGCAAUAAAUACUAUUAAAUUAUCA
Molecule: messenger RNA, 1719 nt
Organism: Pseudoliparis swirei
Lineage: Eukaryota; Metazoa; Chordata; Actinopteri; Perciformes; Liparidae
Gene: otud3
Product: OTU deubiquitinase 3
Exons: 8
Coding region: 220-1308 (362 amino acids)
Biological process (GO): protein deubiquitination
Molecular function (GO): cysteine-type deubiquitinase activity
Source: RefSeq, a predicted model, not a curated record